AUGCCAUUCAAUCCAUUCAAAUUAGAUGUCGCGGAAAAUUGUCUAUUUCAAUACUUUCAAUCCACUGCAUCCUGCUCUUUAACAACCUUUGGCCAUGACCCGACUGAUGUGGGGAACAUGCUUAUCCGCAUGGCUCUCGUCAAUAAUGCCCCAUCCACCGCUGCAGUGCUGCGAUCUUUGCUCGCGUUGUCUUCACUGCACCGUUCUGGACUACAAUCACAGGUCGCUGAGCUCAAGAUUGCUGCCUUGAAAGCGCUAGGCGUAGCAUCGAAUGGCGAGAUCGGUAUCAUGGAAACAAUGCAGCAUGUUGCUGCGGGGAUGCUUUUAUGCUCCUAUGAGAUCUACCAGGCAUCAUGUACCUCUGGUCAAUGGCGGUCGUACAUCAUCGGCGUCAAAAGUGUCAUCAAAGCCUCAUCUCUUGACAUAUACAAAAGGGACACCGACUUCAAUGCGUUGCUUGACUGGGUAUACUACCAUGAUGUAUUAUCCCGUUUCAGUAUCACACACUGGCAACCGCCGGUAAUCGACAGAUUCCUCGUACAUUUAGACGAGUCGGUAGACAUACCAUCGCCGCCGAUGAAUACCAAUCCCUGUAUUGAGAUCACACACUCAGCCCAAUCCCCCUUUACCAAGAUUCUAAAGUCUUUGACGGAGGUCUGCAAUCUAGUCGCAACAAAGCCGUCGCACGUGUCUUCAUCCAAAGACAAAGACGCAGAUGACUUGAAGAGCUACCUGAAAAUCCUCACAUGGAGGAUCCGGUCCAUCCCGCGCUUGGACACAAUAACCAACGAGAAUCCGAGCAUGGCGACUCUUGUCGAACUCUUCCAACUGGCUACUCUCAUAUACCUUAACCGAGCAUUUGGAAGCAUUCUAGAACCAGCUACCGAAACUCAACAAAGGCUUGAACGAGCUUUCAGUAUUUUCUCCCAGCUCAGUUCUUGUGAACGUCAGUAUCCGCUGUUCAUUUUGGGCUGCGAAGCGCGGACCGAUCGGGAACGAUGUAUAGUCCUGGAUUUAAUUUCUAGGACAGAGAAGAGGGAUUCAUCCCGCUCCCUAUUUCUGACCAAGAAGCUGAUACAAGCCAUUUGGGCUCAAGAUGAUCUCUCCCAUGACGAGCUUGACUAUACUACAAAGCUUAGUGCUAUAUUGAGUUGUUGCACUAUUUUGCCUACUUUUGUCUAA
This is a messenger RNA of Penicillium coprophilum, 1182 nucleotides long. RefSeq lists its product as uncharacterized. The record is from RefSeq and is a predicted model, not a curated record. Gene Ontology annotation, cellular component: nucleus. The coding region runs from base 1 to 1182 and encodes 393 amino acids. The transcript is spliced from 4 exons. Gene Ontology annotation, molecular function: DNA-binding transcription factor activity; transcription cis-regulatory region binding. Gene Ontology annotation, biological process: positive regulation of transcription by RNA polymerase II. Lineage: Eukaryota; Fungi; Ascomycota; Eurotiomycetes; Eurotiales; Aspergillaceae.